This is a messenger RNA of Phytophthora sojae, 150 nucleotides long. RefSeq lists its product as hypothetical. NCBI's taxonomy places the organism in Eukaryota, Oomycota, Peronosporomycetes, Peronosporales, Peronosporaceae. The transcript has a single exon. The annotation marks the transcript as partial. The record is from RefSeq and is a predicted model, not a curated record.
CGAUUCGAGCCCGGCCAGACCCAGACCGUCAAUUUAACGCUCAUGUCGGACGACUGGAGCGUGUACUACUCGCAGAUCGGCCACGGCCUCAAGAAGGUGGCGGAGGACUGCGACUACGUCGUAGCCAUCAAGCCCGAGACGAACUGCGAC